AUGUCCGAGAGUAAAAUCGAAAGUGCAACUUAUUCAACAACUACUGUUGAACGGCAUUCAUCACCGGUAAUCUGUGAUCAAUUAAGCAACGAUGAUGUUUUUCACUCAUUGGGUGCUUUAAGUUAUUCGGAUACGGAUCUCUCCAGCCAACAUAAACAACAGCAAUGUGUCGAAGAGUUCUAUUCACCGGCGGCAAUCGAUGGUAACUGUAAUACAUUUAGCAAUUUACAAACUACGCAACGUUCUCUAUCGACGAACGCGCUUGAUCAAUUAGUUCAACAGAAUGUAUCGCUUGAUGCGAGUCAAUAUCCUCUGAACAUAGAUCACUGCCCCGAACAUAUCCGUCGUCACAAUAACAAUCGAAUCACCUAUAAACAAGACAUAUCUGUUCGCUACUUACAACCACUCACUCCACCGCCACCGGGCCCACUCAUUGUUCGCGAAAUUCGAGCUGCGCAACUCCCGGAAGCUCCACCACUAGUCAUCCAGCAAAGACCUCCAGUUCCUAUGACUCCACCACCUCUUAUAAUACGUGAGCGACCACCUCUACCACCUCCUGUUAUACAAAGUCGUGUCGUCAAUAAGUACAUAGCAGCUCCUCCACCACAUCCGCGCAAAGUAAUUAUUGAACGACAAGCGCCACUUCCACAAAAACCUCAACCUAUUAUCAUUGAAAAGUGGCUCCCCUAUCGAACGCCUCCUAAGCAACGUGUGAUUGUACAGCCAGCUCCACCUCUUAUUCCUAGGCCGCCACAGAAGAAUACUAUCGUUACCUACGAUGCUCCUCACGUUGACGUUGUAAAGAAAGUUCAUGAUCUUGGUAUAGUACGCGUAGAUCCGCAUGUUUACGCUGCUCACUAUGGCUCACAACUGGCAGCCAAUGAAUACGUUCUUAACACUAUGGCAAAAUUCGGUAUUGGGAACAAUUAUAUGAAAAUGAUUCAAAUGCAAGCAAUGAAUCAACAUUUCAAUAAUCAUCGAUCAACAAUUUACGACCAAUGCAGUUCUGUAAAUACAUACAUACCACCACCUGUAGAUAAUUACCAUUAUCUUACAAAACGUGUCGAAGAAAUCAUAUUACCUGAUGGUAGUCGAAAGCGUCGCUCGAGUGUCAGCGGCUCUGAUGAACAAGAAAAUCGUCAGUUUUCACCAUCGUCUGGCUCGGGGCAACGUUCAUCAAAAUUCGGUCCCGGUCAAGCAUCGCCUUCUCAUCAUUCAAAUACCGGCUCAUUGAAUCCAUCUCAAUCGCCGGCACGUUCCAUGAAUCCUUCAUUGUCUAAACAACAUCCUCAAUCGUCAACAGUUUCAUUAACGCCAGCAAAUAGUCAUGAAAAUGUUACUCUGUAA
Molecule: messenger RNA, 1347 nt
Organism: Adineta ricciae
Lineage: Eukaryota; Metazoa; Rotifera; Eurotatoria; Adinetida; Adinetidae
Source: the annotation of a GenBank genome assembly